AUGUCGUCCCAAAAGUCAAAAACGGCCAAGGAACCAGAUCAGAUCGUAAAUCUAUCGGCAUCUGAGCCAUCUUCUCAACGAUCGUCGAGUAGGAGGAGUCAGGUAUACGACAUGACCAAUAUCGGCCUUGAUGUAGUGGCGAAUAUAUCCGAAGCGUCGGAUAUACUUGCACCUCUCAAAGCAGCCUGUCGCACAACAAAAUCGAUUCUCGAGGUCAGACAGGCGGUUGACGAUAACCGAGAAGAAUGGACUAAUCUAAUGCGGCGCCUGCAAGAUUAUAUGUCCAACAUUGAAGGCCAAAUCGUCUUAUUCGAGGCUUAUCCGCCGGAGAAUAGAGCUGUCGAUGAGGCAUUCGCCCGACCACUCGUUCAUUACGUCGAGCUCCUCGAGGACAUUCUUAGCACUGUCAGUGUUCAAACCGAGAAACGAGGCCGUGUAUUCUCUUCCUUGUUUAGGGAUAUACGGAAAGUCAAGGUCGAUGUAGAAGUCAUAUUUAAGCUCAACCGGGAUAUCGAGGAUGGUCACAGGCAGUUCAUGGAGUCGCUAAGUCUUUUCACCGCAUACCGUGCUCAAGCCAUCGAAACCAAUACCAAGAUAAUCAAUUCAAAUAUCGAAACAAUACAAACAGACUUUGACGCUUCCACCAUUCUCCAGCUGCCAAUGGUGACAUUCGUCGCGUCCUCCGUCCAUACACCAUGUAUGGAAGGAACACGCAAGGAAGUCUUUGAGACGAUUCGACGGUGGGCCGAUGAUGAUAAGCGGAUUAAACCCAUCUUCUGGCUCUGUGAUAUAGCAGGAUCUGGCAAGUCCACAGUCGCAAUUUCCGUACUAGAAACUUGGCGGAAGGAGCGGCGGCUCGGUGGCCAGUUUUUUUUUUCCAUAUCAAGCAGCGAGGCGUCGACCACCGACAGGUUCUGCUCGACGGUUGCCCGAGAGCUGGCACAUCACAUUCCGGAGCUCGCUCCGCAUAUAGCUAUGGCCGUAAAGCUAAAUCCUGCCAUCAUGCGGAGCUCACUCGAUGAGCAGUUUCGGAUACUCAUCACAGCCCCACUUCAUCACUGGCGGAAGUGCGUGAUUCUAGUCGUAGACGCAAUCGAUGAAUGCAAAUCCGGAUCACAACGAAAAGAGCUCAUCGACAUACUUUCUGUCGCUGCUCGGGAGAGCGAGAACCUCAGGCUCUUCAUCACAAGUCGACCAGAUCCUAUCAUUGAAUCAGCUUUGCACUCCCUCUCGAUUAAAACAAAGUUGGAAGAUCGCCUGCACAGCGUCAAUCAUCAAGACAAUAUUGAUGAUAUUGCUCUUUAUGUACAUCGCUCGCUCCAUGGAGUCUUACCAGAAGAAAAGAGGCAACGAAUCGUGGAAAAGGCUAACGGACUGUUUAUAUGGGCAAGCACCGCAUGCCGAAUGCUUGAUAGCGAAACCAACUUCAGCACUCCUGAGAGUGUAUAUGAUCGCCUUAUCUGCAUAUAUCCAACUGGAGUCAUAGACGGCCUGUACGACCUCGUCUUCGAGCGCAUAGACGCGGAAUUCUACCCAGUCAUAUGCGAAAUGCUCACGUUACUGCUCGCUGCAUUUGAACCGCUUACAGUCGAUGACUUGGACGAUAUCCUAAGACAAGUUGGAGCCUCCGGGAGUGCCAGGGCAUUAGUACGUAAUCUGGGAAGUGUGCUCGUUCAGGACAGGAAUACACAACAGAUUGAAUUUCGGCAUCCCACCUUUGUCGAGUACCUUCGACGGUGCAGUAUUGCUGCUACGGUCGAGAAGCGAAGACAAUUGUACCUCAAUACUACCAAUGCACAUGGUCAAGUUGCGCUGUGGUGUGUCAAGCGCCUAAAGUCGCGCACAGAGGGUCUCAAGUUCAACAUAUGUGAUAUAAAGUCGUCAUUUCACCUCAAUAGGGAGAUACCAGAUCUCGAGGCCAGGAUAUCGAAGUUGAUUCCCAAAAGACUCCGAUAUGCCAGCCAUCAUUGGCUGUUCCAUAUGGCCCAAACAGAUGACGAAUGGAGACAUAAACUCAAGAACGAGUUGAUUUAUAUCAUAAGAAGCCCACAUGUGCUGUACUGGAUAGAGAUUUUAAGUCUCACCCGCGGAUUCUCACGAGCGACAGUCGGUCUCCGGGAUCUUAUGUACUGUAAAGCGCUCGGGGAAUGUACGAGAAGUCGUAUUGUAGAGAUACGACGGUUUAUGAUGGCAUUUUCAGUACCCAUCCAAGACAGCACCCCACAUAUUUACCUUUCAGCUCUUCCUUUCGCUCCCACAGCAUCACAUCUCUGCAUAGAGAAUGCAAAGAGUUACCCUAACACCCUUGCUGUUACACACGGUCUCGAGGAAACUUACCAUGGACUUCCGGAAGCUUUACAAGGCCACGAAGGUCCAGUGACGACAGUAUCAUUCUCACCAGGCGGGUUGCAAAUUGCCUCUGGCUCGCAAGACAAGACAAUCCGACUGUGGGAUGCAGAUACUGGCCAACCUUUGGGUCCACCACUCCAAGGCCACUCAAAAGGAGUGAAUACCAUUGCGUUUUCACCAGAUGGUACUAAAAUUGCAUCUGGUUCUUUCGACGCCACAAUCCGCUUGUGGGACGUAGAUAGUGGUCAAACACUGGGAGUUCCGCUCGAGGGGCACCAAGGACCUGUCUACUCUAUAUCUUUCUCCCCAGAUGGCUCGCAGAUUGCGUCUGGCUCGUGGGAUGGAACAAUUCGACAGUGGGAUGUGGAUAAUGGUCAGCCACUGGGUGAACCAUUAGAAGGCCAUGAAGAUUCGGUCUGUGCAAUCGCAUUCUCUCCAGAUGGGUCGCAGAUUAUCUCAGGCUCGUUGGACUGCAAAAUUCGGUUGUGGGACACUGGCACUCGCCAGCUACUGGGAGAGCCAUUAGAGGGCCACGAAGACUCGGUUGACGCUGUAACCCUCUCUCCAGAUGGUUCAAGGAUUGUCUCCGGCUCGGCAGAUAGCACUGUUCGAUUAUGGGACGCUGAAAAUGGCCAGCCAAUAGGAGAACUCCAAGGCCACGAGGGUGAAGUGCAUACUGUGGCAUUUUCACCAGAUGGCUCAUAUAUUGUCUCUGGCUCGGAAGAUAAGACGAUUAGACUGUGGGAUGUAAUCAGCGGUCAGCAGUUGGGAAACCCACUCCACGGGCAUGAAGGUUCGGUCCAAGCCGUCGUAUUUUCACCAGACGGUACACGAAUUGUCUCGGGUUCAUGGGAUAGGAAGGUUCGCCUGUGGGACGCGAAGACUGGCAAGCCACUCGGGGAGCCACUGCGAGGCCAUGAACACGAUGUAUAUGGCGUUGCCUUAUCAUCUGAUGGCUCACGGAUCGCCUCUUGCUCGUCCGACAGCACGAUUAGAAUAUGGGAUAUAAGAACUGGCCAAUCACUUGGGAGUCCAUUUCAAGGGCAUCAAGGACCGGUCUACGCCGUGGAUUUUUCUCCAGACGGGACUCGACUUGUUUCUAGCUCAGCAGACGAGACGGUUCGUCUCUGGGAUGUAUUCACCGGUCAACCGCAUGGAGAGCCGCUUCAAGGUCAUGAGAGCUUUGUGUACACCGUCGCAUUCUCACCAGACGGCUCACGGAUUGCCUCUGGCUCGGAGGAUGGCACAAUCUGUCUAUGGGAAGCAAAUGCGCGUCGAUUACUGAGAGAGCCACUGCGAGGUCACCAAGGCUGGGUCUGCACGGUCGCAUUCUCACCAGAUGGCUCACAAAUCGCCUCCGGCUCCACUGAUAAUACAGUUUGGAUAUGGAAUGUAGAGACCGGUCAGCCAUUAGGAACACCAUUUAGAGGUCACAACCACUCAGUCACAGCUGUCGCCUGGUCUCCAGAUGGCUUACAAAUCGCCUCGAGCUCGUCGGGGGAUACCAUAAGGUUGUGGGAUGUGACCAGUGGUCAGCUGCUGCGAGAGCCACUCCGAGGGCAUGGGCACUUUGUGAACACCGUUGCCUUCUCGCCGGACGGCUUUCGAAUUGCCUCUGGCUCAUCUGACCACACGAUCCGGUUGUGGGACAUAGAAACGGGUCAGACUCUAGGAGAGCCACUUCGAGGUCACACUGGGCCAGUGCGUAGUGUUAUAUUCACCAAAGAUGGCUCGAAAAUUAUAUCCGGUUCAUCAGACGGUACCAUUUGCCUGUGGGAUCCAGACACUGUCUAUUCAGACGCCUCUCGAUCCCUCUGUCACUCAAAUGAUGAUUCGGGUCAAUCUUGGGACUUAGUAUCCAAUAUUUCUCGAAGUCAAGUCAAGACGACAGAGGAUUCACAUGCUGGCGACUUGAAGUCCAACACGAGCCCUUUAGAUAUCGCUCUGCCAUUUUCCGUGCCCGGAUUCGAACAAUGUGUCCUUUCACGUGAUGGAUGGGUUCGAUCGAAUGGGAAGGUUCUCUUCUGGGUGCCGCCCGAGAACCGCCAUGGGCUUCAAUAUCCGCACCGUCUGACGCUGCCAACAAACAGUCCUCUACGUGCGACCAGGCUUGACUUUACCACUUUCAAAUGUGGAUCAUCCUGGACAAACGUUCGAAAUCUGCAGACCAAGGAGUCGCUGUAA
Serendipita indica DSM 11827 is the source of this 4533-nucleotide messenger RNA. Lineage: Eukaryota; Fungi; Basidiomycota; Agaricomycetes; Sebacinales; Serendipitaceae. The record is from the annotation of a GenBank genome assembly.